Molecule: messenger RNA, 732 nt
Organism: Aspergillus heteromorphus CBS 117.55
Lineage: Eukaryota; Fungi; Ascomycota; Eurotiomycetes; Eurotiales; Aspergillaceae
Product: putative urea hydro-lyase/cyanamide hydratase
Exons: 2
Coding region: 1-732 (243 amino acids)
Source: RefSeq, a predicted model, not a curated record
AUGCCUCCAGAGACGACAUCCGAAACUACAUACGGCCUCAGCCCCGUCCACGCAUCCGCAUCUACUCUUCUCGCAACGAAUGCUCCCACGACACCCCCACCUUUUAUUCCAGUGACCCAGACCCCAAUCCCAUCCACAGCGCUUGCGGAGCGCAUCAACGAGUACGCUCGAUCGCAUCUCCCCGAGCCUACAUACAACCACUCCCUGCGGGUCUACCAUUAUGGUCUGGCAAUCAAGCAGUACAGGUUUCCCGCCUGGAAUUUCACCGACGAAACAUACCUGCUUGCCUGUCUGCUCCACGACAUUGGUACAACCGAGGAAAACCUCCACGCCACAAAGAUGAGCUUCGAAUUUUAUGGUGCCUUCCUCGCUCUGGAUGUCCUGCAAAAAGCCGAUACCGGCCCUGAUGCACCAAAAGAACAGGCGGAGAGCGUGGCAGAGGCGAUCAUUCGUCACCAGGAUCUUUGUGAAAAGGGAAGGAUCACGGCUCUCGGACAGCUGCUGCAACUGGCUACAAUCUUUGACAACACUGGUCUCUACGCAGACCUAGUUCAUCCGUCGACUAUCGAUGAUGUUUCCCUGCACUUCCCUCGCCUCAAAUGGAGCCACUGCUUUGCUUCCACGAUCCACAGGGAGCUCGAGAUCAAGCCCUGGGCUCACACAACGGCGCUGGGCAUAGAAGAUUUCCCGUCGAAGGUGUUAUCCAAUACUCUCAUGUCCCCUUACGAGUGA